AAACCGCCACCCAAUAAGCAUAACAGAGCGAGAAAAUGGGGGAGGGAGAGAAGAAACCCGAGGAGAAGAAAGUAGAAGACUCUAAUAAAGAUGGAGAAGCGAAGAAAGCAGAAGAAGAGAAUAAAGAAAAGAAGGAGGAAUCCAAGGCUGAAAAGCCAGUCGAGGAGAAAAAAGAUGAUAAGAAAACAGAGGAAUCCAAGGAUGCCAAAGAAACCGACACCAAGGAAUCCAAGGAACCACCUCCACCCCAAGAGAUUGUGCUCAGAGUCUACAUGCAUUGCGAGGGAUGUGCAAGGAAGGUCAGAAAAUGCUUGAGAGGAUUCGAAGGAGUCGAAGAUGUUCAGACCGAUUGCAAGACUCAUAAGGUGGUUGUGAAGGGGGAAAAGGCCGAUCCGUUGAAGGUCUUGGACAGAGUUCAACGGAAGAGUCAUAGACAGGUUGAGCUUCUCUCUCCGAAACCGAAACCUCCGGCAGAAGAUGCGAAGAAGGAUGAAGACAAAAAAGAAGAAGUUAAACCAGAAGAGAAGAAAGAAGAGCCUCAGGUGAUCAUAGUGGUGUUAAAGGUCCACAUGCACUGCGAAGCCUGCGCGCAGGAAAUCAGAAAACGAAUACAGAGGAUGAAAGGAGUCCAAGCAGCGGAUCCGGAUUUGAAGAACUCACAGGUAACAGUGAAGGGCGUCUUCGACCCACCAAAGCUGGUUGAGUACGUGUACAAGAGAACAGGGAAGCACGCAGCGAUCGUGAAGCAAGAGCCAGAGAAGAAAGAGGAGGAGAAGGGGAAGGAAGAGAAAGAAGAAAAGAAAGGCGAAGAGAAAGACAAGGGAGGAGACGGUGGCGAGAAGAAGGAAGAAGGAGAAGGCAAGGCAGAAGCAGGAGCUGGAGCUGGGGAAGACGAGACAAAAGUAGAAUUGAUAAAGAAUGAAUUCGUGUAUUACUAUCAGUAUCCCACCAAAUACGUCCCGGAAUACGUGUACCCUCCUCAGAUCUUCAGUGACGAAAACCCCAAUGCCUGUUCGGUUAUGUAACAAAACCCCAUUACAAGAAAAAAUGUUAAAAUUAUUGGGGAAAAUUGCGUA
Messenger RNA from Telopea speciosissima, 1076 nucleotides. Its product is annotated as heavy metal-associated isoprenylated plant protein 7-like. The transcript is spliced from 6 exons. Bases 36 to 1025 code for a protein of 329 amino acids. Lineage: Eukaryota; Viridiplantae; Streptophyta; Magnoliopsida; Proteales; Proteaceae. Gene Ontology annotation, molecular function: metal ion binding. The record is from RefSeq and is a predicted model, not a curated record.